This is a messenger RNA of Limanda limanda (common dab), 1308 nucleotides long. RefSeq names its product noelin-3. Gene Ontology annotation, biological process: signal transduction. The record is from RefSeq and is a predicted model, not a curated record. The coding region runs from base 157 to 1308 and encodes 383 amino acids. The transcript is spliced from 5 exons. NCBI's taxonomy places the organism in Eukaryota, Metazoa, Chordata, Actinopteri, Pleuronectiformes, Pleuronectidae.
GGGUGGCAGGUGUACAGCUCAGCUCAGGAUGCAGAUGGCCGUUGUGUCUGCACGGUGGUGGCACCCGAACAGAAUCUGUGCUCCAGAGAUGCCAAAGGGAGACAGCUCCGCCAGCUCCUGGAGAAGGUGCGUUGCAGGCAGCCACACGUGCAGAACAUGUCGCAGUCAAUCGAGGUGUUGAACCUGCGGACGCAGAGGGACUUCCAGUACAUCAUGAGGAUGGAGAGCCAGAUCAAGGGGCUGCGGUCAAAGUUCCGGCAGAUCGAGUCGGACAGGAAGACGCUCGUCAACAAAAACUUUCAGGAGCUGAAGGGAAAGAUGGAGGCCCUGCAGCCGCUGAUCCCCGUUCUGGAGCAAUACAAGACAGACACGAAGCUCAUCUCCCUGUUCAAAGAGGAGAUCAGGAACCUGUCGGCUGUGUUGAUGGGAAUCCAGGAGGAGAUGGGAGCCUACGACUACGAGGAGCUGCAGCAGAGGGUCCUGAACCUGGAGAACCGGCUUCGGAACUGUAUGAACAAACUCACAUGUGGGAAGCUGAUGAAGAUCACCGGGCCGCUGACGGUGAAAACAUCGGGGACCAGAUUCGGAGCCUGGAUGACCGACCCGCAGGCGUCGCCCAAAAACAACCGGGUCUGGUACAUGGACAGCUACACCAACAACAAGAUCGUCAAAGAGUUUAAAUCCCUCGACGAUUUCGUGGCGGGAGUCGAGUCGAGAACUUACAACCUUCCUUUCAAAUGGGCCGGGACCAACCACGUGGUGUACAACGGCUCGCUGUACUACAACAAGAUGCAGAGCAACAUCCUGGUGCGCUACAGCUUCGAGACGGGACGCGUGGUCACGCAGAGGGCGCUGGAGUCGGCGGGCUUCCACAACGUGUACCCCUACACGUGGGGGGGCUUCUCCGACAUCGACCUCAUGGCGGACGAGCUGGGCCUGUGGGCCGUGUACGCCACCAACCAGAACGCCGGGAACAUCGUGGUCAGCCAGCUGAACCCCGACACGCUGCAGAUCCUCAACACGUGGAACACGGAGUACUCCAAGAGGAACGCCGGCGAGUCCUUCAUGAUCUGCGGGACCCUCUACAUCACUAACUCCCACCUCACGGGCGCCAAGGUGUACUACGCCUACUCCACCAAGACGUCCACGUACGAGUACACAGACAUCCCCUUUCACAACCAGUACUUCCACAUGUCCAUGUUGGACUACAACGCCAGGGACCGCACGCUGUACGGCUGGAACAACGGACACCAGGUGCUGUUCAAUGUCACACUUUUCCACAUCAUUAAAACGGAGGACGACUCUUAA